This is a messenger RNA of Parasteatoda tepidariorum (common house spider), 2417 nucleotides long. RefSeq names its product nose resistant to fluoxetine protein 6. The record is from RefSeq and is a predicted model, not a curated record. Gene Ontology annotation, molecular function: acyltransferase activity, transferring groups other than amino-acyl groups. Lineage: Eukaryota; Metazoa; Arthropoda; Arachnida; Araneae; Theridiidae.
UUCAGGCGACAUUUCAAACCUUGGAAACUACCUGGAGGAUCUUCCAUUCACUUUGAUAGUUUGUAUGGGCAUAAGCAUUGAAGCAUAUUUUCUGUUCUCUGGCCUGUUGUUAGUUUAUCCAAGAUUUCGUAAAAAUGAAAAAGAAGUACACAUCAAUGUCAUCAAAAUCAUUGUGCGACGCUACAUCAGGUUAUGUCCAUCUAUGCUCCUAAUUCUGGGUAUCAUUGUUUUAUUGCCUCUUAUUGGUUCAGGUCCUGUCUGGACGGACAUCUUUGAUACUGCAGCAGAAAACACUCGUAAAUGGUGGUGGACAUACGUUUGUAUGUUUAAUAACUUCUUAGCCGUUAAGGAUCUGAAUUUCUUAUACCUGUGGUUUAUACCCUGUUUGAUGCAGAUUUCGAUAAUUGGUGUUCUACUAUUGUGGCUUAUAGCGAAGUGUCCCAAGUUCGGACUUGUCUGCACUGUUGCAAUCGGAUUAGCCUGUAAUAUAUCUCUGGGAGUAAUGACUGCAUUGCAUCGUUUUCCGCCGACAUAUGCCAUUUAUUAUUACCACAACAGGGAGCAUUUUGAAAUACCUAUUUACACAGCUCCUUUAAGCCAUGCAAGUUCAUUUGGAAUCGGUAUGCUUUUAGGAUAUUUUAUGGCCAAGAAUCAGAAGCUGAAGUGGUCACGAAUUCACGUCGUUCUUGGGUGGAUAGUGUCUAUCUUUUUGACAGUGGGUAUCCAACUUAUUAUGUUUGUUGGUCGAGAUGGAAGAGAUGCUGAUCCAGUUCUUGCAGCCGUUUAUGCAGCUACACACAGAACAGCGUUUUCAUUGGGAUUAUCCUGGAUCAUAUUGGCCUGUACGCAUGGUUAUGGAGGUUGGUUUGGCAACCUUAUUUGCUGGAAAGGAUUUGGACCGCUGAGUAAAUUAGGAUAUUUUGGGUAUUUAAUCCAUUACAUAGUAAUUGCCUACCAUGUCAGUGUCGCAAGAUCAACUUUAAUCUUCAGUCAUUAUGAAAUAUGGAUGAGAAUAUUUAGUUACACAUCUCUGACAUUCUUGGCAGCUUAUAUCCUGUACAUAACUUUCGAGUUGCCUCUUACAUUCAUAGAAUCCUUAUUCCUUUCUUCGCACAAUCCUAACCCACAAGUGAAGAACAACAAUACUGUAAGCACCAUUAAAAACGAAGACUUUAUCGUUGUUCAAUAUAAUGGAACAACUUUAAAUGGUUCGAAAAACCAUUCUAAUGGAUUGAAUCAUCUUGGAACUAUAAAUGAAGAACAUUCUAAACUGUAGUUUAGGAGGAAUACUGCUGUAGUUAUGCUGAAUGUUAGCCAAAUGCUGAAAAUGUAUCGACAAAAGUGUACUAUAACUUAUUUAACUUAUCAUAAUCACCAGUGAUGAAAAUGCAGAAAGCAGGAUUAAGAAUGACGACUUUAUCGUUGUUCCAUAUAAUGGAGCAAAAACUUUAAAUGGUUCGAAAAACCAUUCUACUGCAUUGAAUUAUCUUGGACUAUAAGUGAAGAACAUUCUAAACCUCUUCUGUUUAGGAAGAAUACUGUAGUAGUUAUAUUGGUCAAAUGAAGCUGAAAAUGUAUCUACAAAAGGAAUACUAUAACAUAUCACCUAAUCAUAAUCACUCAUUGAAGUAAAUGCAGAGAGCAGGAUUAAAGACUUUAUCGUUUUUCAAUAUAAAGGGACAAAAAAAAACUUUUUCAAUAUAUGGUUCAAAUGGAAUGGUCUGAAAAACUGUUCCAAUAAAAUUGUUUAAAUUAUCUUGGAACCAUAAGUGAAUAAUAUUUAAAACUGUAGUUUGAAGAGAAUACUCUAGUAGUUAAAUAUUAGUCAAAUUUAAGAUUUAAUUUGUCUGAAAUAUUAGUCAAAUCGAGUUCAAAAUAUAUCUUUCGAUGAGUAGUACUUAUAAACUUACUGAAAUCUGUAUAGGUUUAAGGGAAAAGUUAUAAAUUGCAGAAUAAAUACAAUGUAAUACAAAUUCAUUUAAUUAAAAAAAAUGUAGUUCGAAAUUAAUUUCAAAUUCUUUUUUAAAAAAAUAAGAAGAACUCUUUAAAAAACUGAGAAAUUAUUAUUAUUAAAUUUUUUUAAGAAAUGAGAAUAUUAUUAGAAUAAAUUUCAUAUUAUUAAAUAACGCAUGCAAAAAAUCAUUAUAUGAUGCUGCAUUGAGUAAAGAAAUAUAGUCAAAACUACCAGAAUAUGGUAAAAUUUUCCACGUUUCUGACUUUAUGGGAACAUCAAACAUCUCGGAAAUUUUUACCGAAGCGCUAUUUUAAUGAUUUUGGUAAUCAUAACACUAAAUUAUGGUUUUAAAAUAUAUAUGAAAAAAUUUGGUAAUGUGGUAAAAUUCAGUAAUUCUAUCAUGGCACAUUAGAGCAUGACAAAGAAACCAUUUAUUCGAUUAAAUUUACUUUUUAGCUUUGUA